Messenger RNA from Ostrinia furnacalis (Asian corn borer), 638 nucleotides. Its product is annotated as histidine-rich glycoprotein-like. Gene Ontology annotation, cellular component: extracellular matrix. The coding region runs from base 31 to 588 and encodes 185 amino acids. The record is from RefSeq and is a predicted model, not a curated record. The transcript is spliced from 4 exons. NCBI's taxonomy places the organism in Eukaryota, Metazoa, Arthropoda, Insecta, Lepidoptera, Crambidae.
AUAAGAAUCUGACAGUAAUAUCCUAUCAAUAUGUUUAUUAAAGUGAUCGCAGUGUUGGCCCUCGCAGCCGUCUGCUUGGCUGAGGAGCACGCGUACUCGUCGCAGAGCAUCGUGCACCAUCACGUGCACCACGAGCCCAAGGUCGAGGUCAAGGUGGAGGAGCAAGUCGUGGAGAAGGUGGUUCCCGUCGCUCACUACGUCGAGAGCCACAAGCAUGAGGAGCACAAGCACGAAGAACACAAGCACGUAGAACACAAGCAUGAAGAACAUAAACAUGAGGAACACAAGCCCGCCAUCUCCUCAUACCACAUCGAGCGCCACGACGUGCCCGCGCCUCCCCCUAAGGACUUCCACAAGUAUGAUGGCCCUGCCAAGUACGAGUUCGAGUACCAGGUGCAUGACGCACACACCGGCGACAUCAAGAAGCACCACGAGUCCCGCGAUGGUUACAAGGUGGAGGGCGUCUACAGCCUGCACGAGCACGAUGGUUCCAUCCGCACUGUCAAGUACCACGCUGACAAGAAAUCCGGAUUCAACGCCGAGGUGAAGCACACCACCAAGCACGUUGAGGAACACAAGCACCAUUAAAAUACCAACCCCAUUGUUAUCUGCCGCCGAAGUUCUUGUUAAAUGUUUAU